AUGUUGGAGUGGGUAAAAACUAGUAAUCUUAAGAUAAUGUUGGAUGGACUAUUCGGUGAUCCUUCUACAAAAUUUUUUACUGCUGAAGGUUACAUCUUUACGGUUGUUGCAUCGCGUUCAUUUAUUUCAUUUGCCAAAGACUUAUUCCAGAGAAAACCACAUAUCGAGAUGAUGCUUACUAUUACUGAUUUUGCAUUAGGUGAAGCUGAUUGCUGA
This is a messenger RNA of Funneliformis mosseae, 216 nucleotides long. The record is from the annotation of a GenBank genome assembly. NCBI's taxonomy places the organism in Eukaryota, Fungi, Glomeromycota, Glomeromycetes, Glomerales, Glomeraceae.